Molecule: messenger RNA, 7290 nt
Organism: Penicillium manginii
Lineage: Eukaryota; Fungi; Ascomycota; Eurotiomycetes; Eurotiales; Aspergillaceae
Exons: 3
Coding region: 1-7290 (2429 amino acids)
Biological process (GO): fungal-type cell wall (1->3)-alpha-glucan biosynthetic process
Cellular component (GO): fungal-type cell wall
Molecular function (GO): alpha-1,3-glucan synthase activity
Source: RefSeq, a predicted model, not a curated record
AUGCGGUGGUCAAUAUCAGGUGGCUUAUUGGCGCUGCUAGCCACAACAGUUUCAUGCUGGCCCUACGAUGAGUCCUUUCUUGAAUAUAACCUCAACACGAACAAGGAUGCGACAAAUCCCGUUGAAUACUGGGGUGAAUGGCCAGAUCAUAAAGGGAAAUACCAUGCUUCUCCAGAUAACUGGCGGUUCCCAUUCUACACACUCUUUCUUGAUCGCUUUGUCAACGGCGACCCCACAAACGAUAACAUCAACGGCACACAAUUUGAGCACGAUAUUAGCUCUAAUCAAAUGCGCCAUGGAGGAGACGUUGCUGGACUCGUUGACACGCUCGACUAUCUGCAAGGAAUGGGUAUCAAGGCUCUUUACCUUGCCGGCACUUCCCUAAUGAAUCAACCUUGGGGCUUCGAUGGUUACUCUGCCUUGGACACAACGUUGCUAGACCAACAUUACGGCACGCUUCAGGUCUGGCGCGAUGCUAUCACCGAAAUUCACAAGCGCGGCAUGUAUGUCGUGUUCGACAAUACGAUCGCAACUAUGGGUGACUUGAUCGGUUUCGACGGACAUCUCAACACAACAACCCCCUUCAACGAAAAGGAAUACAAGACCCAAUGGAAAUCAGAGCGUCGCUACGUCGACUUCGACAUUGGUAACUCCUAUAACGACUCCUGCAACUACCCUCGCUUCUGGUUCGAAAACGGAUACCCUGUCAACGAAUCUCAGACCGCUGCUCUCGUCGGCUGCUACGAUAGUGACUUUGAUCAAUAUGGUGACAUCGAAGCCUUUGGUGUGUACCCUGAUUGGAAACGUCAACUUGCCAAAUUCGCGUCGGUGCAGGAUCGCCUUCGUGAGUGGGAACCGACAGUGCGAGAGAGACUAAUUCAGCACUCGUGCAUGAUCAUUGCUUCUCUGGAUAUCGACGGCUUCCGAUACGAUAAGGCAACCCAAGCUACCGUCGAAGCGCUUGGUGAAAUGUCAGCGGCUUACCGCGAGUGUGCACGCGCUGUGGGAAAGAAGAAUUUCUUCAUCUCCGGUGAAAUCACUGGUGGUAACACCUUCGGUUCCAUUUAUCUUGGCCGUGGCAGACAGCCAAACCAAGUGCCAGACAAUGCGAUCGACGCUAUGAAAUUGACCAAUGAGUCUGAUUCGCAAUACUUUCUCCGCGAAAUCGGCCACGAAGCAAUUGACGGAGCUGCAUUUCACUACUCAAUCUACCGUAUGCUGACACGAUUCUUGGGAAUGGACGGUCAGUUAGCCGCUGGUUUCGAUCUUCCUGUGGACUGGGUGGAAGCCUGGAACACAAUGAUGACAACGAACGACCUCAUCAACCCAAACACUGGAAAGUUUGACCCGCGACACAUGUUUGGGGCAACUAACCAGGAUGUUUUCCGAUGGCCCUCAAUCAAGGAUGGUGUCCAGAGACAACUGCUUGGAUCCUUCAUCACGACAUUGCUUCUUCCCGGAAUCCCUCUGGCACUUUGGGGCGAGGAGCAAGCUUUCUAUGUUCUCGAUGCGACUGCGGAGAAUUAUAUCUAUGGACGACAGGCUAUGUCUCCUGCCACAGCCUGGAGAUCACAUGGAUGCUUUGCCCUGGACUCCGGCCAGUACUACCAGUGGCCUAUCGAAUCUGCUCGCUAUGGAUGCCACAAUGAAUCUGUUGCAUAUGAUCAUCGUGACCCAAGUCACCCUGUGCGCAACAUCAUGAAGCACAUGUAUCAACUUCGCGAGCUGUUUCCUGUUUUGAACGAUGGUUACACACUCACCACUCUUUCAAAGUCCACCGAAGACGUUCAAUACCCCGGUUCGAACGGCACGGUAACCGAGACUGGUAUCUGGUCGAUUGUUCGAGAUGUCAACAUUAACCUCCAAGACCUUGGUUCGGACACAGAUAACCAGCCAGUGUGGCUUGUUUAUCAGAACACCAAUCGCACAAUCGAUUGGAAGUUCGAUUGCUCCGACAAUGACACUGCAUUGAUUGCCCCAUUCGAUGAAGGAACCACAGUGAAGAACCUCUUCUACCCCCACGACGAGAUCAAGCUUGAGGCUAGUCCGAAGAAGCUUGGACUGAAUGGCUCAUCGGAGUACAAUGGAUGUGCUCCCAAGAUGUCCUUGACUAGAUACGAGUUCCGUGCCUAUGUCCCCAAAAGCCAAUUCAAGACACCUCGUUCGAUGGUCACUGGGUUCACUCCUGGUCACGAUGCACCUGUCCUCUCCACUGUCGCUCCGAAUAUGUCAGAGGACCUGCCCAUAGCGCUGUACUUCUCCGAGAAGAUGGACUGCGAUUCCAUUACUAAGAGUCUCUCGUUGAACUCCUCCACCGAGUCAGGAAACACUGCCAAGGUUGACAAGGCGACCGUGAAUUGCACAACCAUCGAUGCCACCCAAACUUCUUGGACUGGUCAAAUUCCUAGCCAAUUUGUUUGGUCUGCCAACCUCACUGGUGUGUAUAACGGUAUUCACCGGGUGACUCUGAAAAAUGCGAGCAAUGCGGAUGGAGAUUCAUUCACAGGGGCUGUGGACCAUUUUCUAUUCCGUAUUGGCCAAAUCGAUAACCCCAUGGUGUUCACCACUGCCAACUACUCGACCAGUUUGUUGCAUCAGCACGAGAACAACGACACCCUGUUCAUUCAGCAUCACGCUGCUGGAGCCGAAAAGUACCGCUAUUCCACCAACUGGGGUACGACGUUCUCUUCUUGGAGAAAAUACACUGGUGGUAAUGACAGUGCCCAAGCUCUCCCAUGGUCUGGUACCAGCAAGCAAGCUUGGAAGGGUAACCACGUCCGUGUUGAAUACUGGAGCAGUUUGACUGGAAGCAGUGAUUACGUCCAAGAAGGUGAUUCAAACUGGAAAUCUGAUGUUCCACGUCGCUUUCCUCACGCCUUCUUCAAUGGACCGUACAAUCAGUACGGCUAUGACGGUGGCCUUGACAACAGCAUUCAGCUUGACACUGAAGAUGGAUAUUGGAAGUAUCACUUUACUUCAGAAUGGCCGGCUGUUGGUCAGAUCAACGUCUGGGGUGUCAACCCUGAUGGAAAGCCUGAUCAAAGCUGGGUCCUUGGUGAUGCAGACGGCGAUAACAUUUUGGAUCGCAUGCCCCCGUCUUCCCUGUCAAGUACCUUACUCAACAUCACCAAGCCUCCGCCAUCACCAUAUCUGUCAUGGAAGCUGUAUGUCAACGACGCCACUCAGCGCUAUGAUCUCAUCCCCGCUGGCAAACAGACUCCUCAAAUCGUCAUGUUCGUCCUUUUCUGGAUCAUUCCGGUACUUACUGGUAUUGGAUGUGUAUACAUCUUCAUGAAGUCCUUCUACAAAGUCAAGUUCAAUGAGAACGGUGUAACCGAGAAGUCGCGCCUUGGCCCUAUGGUCUUCUUGAAGAAGCUGAAGCCCUCUGGAUCAAGCGACCGAGGUAAUUAUGUGAACCCUCUUAUGCGUCUGGCAAACAAAUCUGGUUUCAUGCAGAGUACCACUGCUCUUGGAGCCGCUGCGGCUUCAGGCAAGCGACGUAUGGUUUUGAUCGCCACCAUGGAGUACGAUAUCGAGGAUUGGGCAAUCAAGAUCAAGAUCGGUGGUCUCGGUGUCAUGGCCCAACUCAUGGGAAAGACUCUUGGUCACCAGGAUUUGAUUUGGGUUGUUCCCUGUGUCGGUGGUGUUGAUUACCCCGUCGAUCGGGUCGCAGAUCCAAUGACUGUCAAGAUCCUCGGCAGUGAAUACCAGGUGCAGGUUCAAUAUCACACCUUGAAGAAUAUCACAUACGUGCUCUUGGACGCCCCCGUCUUCCGCCAGCAAUCGAAGUCCGAGCCCUACCCGGCACGUAUGGAUGACCUGGACAGCGCAGUAUACUAUUCCGCCUGGAACCAGUGUAUUGCUCAGGCGAUCAAACGUUUCCCUAUCGAUCUCUACCAUAUCAACGAUUACCACGGUUCAGUCGCACCUCUUUAUCUGCUUCCCGAGACCAUCCCGGCCUGCUUGUCGCUUCACAACGCUGAAUUUCAAGGUCUCUGGCCGAUGCGUACCCAAAAGGAAAGACGUGAGGUCUGCGAUGUUUUCAAUCUCGAAGAAGAUGUUGCCCGGCGUUACGUUCAAUUCGGUGAGGUUUUCAACCUGCUUCACGCAGGCGCUAGUUAUCUCAGAGUCCAGCAACAAGGUUUCGGCGCUGUUGGUGUGUCCAAGAAGUACGGAAAGCGAUCGUAUGCUCGUUACCCUAUCUUCUGGGGUCUCCGCAAAGUGGGAAAUCUCCCUAACCCUGAUCCAUCGGAUGUUGGAGAGUGGACCCGCCAGCCCAUCAAGAACAAGGAUGAAGACAUUCUUGUUGAUGCCGAGUAUGAAGCCGGCCGCGGAGAGCUCAAGCGUCAAGCACAGGAGUGGGCUGGACUUGAGCAAAACCCCGACGCUGACCUUAUGGUGUUCGUUGGUCGUUGGUCCAUGCAGAAGGGUGUUGAUCUCAUUGCAGACGCCAUGCCUGCAGUCCUGGAGGCUCGUCCUAACGUGCAGGUUAUCUGUAUCGGACCCGUGAUUGAUCUUUAUGGAAAAUUCGCCGCUCUCAAGCUUGCUCGAAUGAUGGAGGUUUACCCCGGCCGUGUCUUCUCUAAGCCUGAAUUCACUGCCCUUCCACCCUUCAUCUUCUCCGGUGCCGAAUUCGCUCUUAUUCCUUCUCGUGAUGAGCCAUUCGGCUUGGUUGCAGUGGAAUUCGGAAGAAAGGGAGCCCUCGGUAUUGGAGCCCGCGUUGGUGGUUUGGGUCAGAUGCCUGGUUGGUGGUAUAACGUGGAAUCGACCUCGACAUCUCACUUGUUGGUUCAAUUCAAGCUUGCAAUCGAUGCUGCACUCAGCUCAAAGGAAGACACCCGCGCUAUGAUGAGAGCCAGGUCUGCUAAGCAACGUUUCCCCGUCGCUCAGUGGGUGGAGGAUCUUGAGAUUCUGCAGACCACGGCCAUCGCAGUCCACGAUCGAGAGGUCGCCAAGGGACAUGGACGUCCUCUGACUUCUUCUGGAAUCAGUACACCGAAUGGAGCAUCCAUCCAGCAGGAUGCACUCUCAAUGAGCCCGCUUCCUUCCCCUGGCAUGCCGGGGAUGCAUUCCCGCGAAGCCAGUUACUCCACUCUUAACCAGAUCACUGGCUUGGAUUCAAGGGUCGUGAGCUAUAGCAGAGAUCUUAGCCCGCACGAGACUGAGAAGCCCCAGUCUAGCCUGAACCGCUCCCUCUCCCUGGGUGUCCGUUCUGGUCCUGGUCACCGCAGUCGCCGUGGUCGUCGCAAUCCAGUUGAGGGCGUCGUUGAUGAGCACGAGAAUGAAAACUCCAACACACCUAGUGAUACCAGUGAUGACGAGAUGACACACAGCAUUUAUGGUGAUGAUGAAUACACCAUGACUCCAGCUGAGGUUGAAGAGGGACGUCGUCGCCAAGCGGCCGAGAGACAAACACCAGCGUUUGCUUUGCCUUCACCUUCACUGACUCGUCGCAACAGCCAAGAGUCUACGCAUGCCAGAUUCCUCAUUCCCCCUGGCAGCCCUGGCUCCCCUAGACCCGAUCAGCUUCUACUUCCCCCCUCCAAACCUUUCUCCGAGUCCAACCGAUACAGCAAUGCCUCUGUUCUCUCACUUGAUUCCGUUGUGGGUAACAAGAAGGACUUCAAGCUGCAGAAGGUUGAUCCAUUCUUCACUGAUGGCACGGGUGAAUAUUACCACAACUUCGAGGCAAAGCUUCAGGAUCUGAAUGGAUCCAACUCAGAGGCCGACCUCUGUAUUGAAGAGUUCUUGAUCAAGAGUGAACAGGAAUGGUUUGAUCGAUUCCGUAAUGCCAAACUUGGUCGCAACAAUCCCAAAUCGCCAACUCCGUCCGUCUUCCGUGGAAGAAACAAUGCAUCGCCAGCCGCAGAGUCUUACAACGAUGAGGGUCUUUCUCAUAUCGCUCUCAGUGAGAGUCACGAUAGCUACGAUGAUGAGUUCCUGCUUGGAAAGGACUACGUUCCUCCCACUGGCCUCAGAAAGUGGAUGCAAAUCAAGAUUGGAGAUUGGCCAGUCUACUCAAUCUUCCUCGCUCUUGGUCAAAUCAUCGCAGCCAAUUCUUACCAGAUCACACUGCUGACUGGCGAGGUUGGUGAAAGUGCCGAGAAGCUGUACGGUAUCGCUACUACCUAUGCCAUUACCUCUGUCUGCUGGUGGCUGGUGUUCCGUUACUUCAAAUGCGUCGUUUGUCUGUCUGUUCCCUGGUUCUUCUAUGGUCUUGCCUUCCUCCUUAUCGGCUCUGCUCACUGGCAAGCCGAUGAGUUCGCUCGUGGAUGGAUUCAGAACAUCGGAAGUGGAUGCUACGCCGCUGCUUCUUCCAGUGGAUCCAUCUUUUUCGCAUCGAACUUCGGUGAUGAAGGUGGUGCCCCAGUGGAGACUUGGAUCUUCCGCGCCUGUGUUAUUCAGGGAAUUCAACAAGCCUAUGUUAUUGGUCUUUGGUACUGGGGUUCAACCCUUACCAAGGCCUCUAGUGAAGGUAUUCUGAACUCCGACACCAUGCUUUCAAACACCUGGAAGAUGUCUGCCAUUUGCUACCCAAUUGCCAUUUUCCUCUGGGCAAUGGGUCUACUUCUUGUCUUUGGACUGCCAAACUACUACCGUCAGAAGCCUGGUAAGGUUCCUUCUUUCUACAAGUCGCUUUUCCGUCGCAAGAUCGUUCUCUGGAAUUUCGUCGCGGUUAUCCUGCAAAACUUCUUCAUGAGUGCACCAUACGGUCGUAACUGGAGUUUCUUGUGGAGCUCCGAACACACCCACGCCUGGGAGAUUGUGAUUUUGUGCAUCGUCUUCUUCGGAGUCGUAUGGUGUGCAUUCCUUUUCAUUGUCAGCAAGUUCUCCAAGAGGCACAGUUGGUUCCUCCCCGUCUUCGCCUGCGGUCUCGGUGCACCUCGCUUCAUCCAGAUCUGGUGGGGAAUUUCGGGCAUUGGUUACUACUUGCCUUGGGUUGGCGGAGGAUAUACCGCUGGUGCUCUGGCAUCUCGCAGUAUCUGGCUCUGGCUCGGAGUCCUCGAUUCCAUCCAGGGUCUCGGCUUCGGUGUCAUCCUUCUGCAAACACUCACUCGUGUCCACAUGUGCUUUGCUCUCAUCGCCUCCCAAGUCCUUGGUUCCAUCGCCACCAUCUGUGCUCGUGCAUUUGGCCCCAAUAGGGUGGGCCCUGGCCCCAUCAGUCCAGACAUGACCAAGGGCGCUGGUGAACUUGCCAAUGCCUGGUUCUGGAUUGCCUUGUCGUGCCAGCUUCUUAUUUGCGCCGGCUUCCUACUCUUCUUCCGCAAGGAGCAACUCUCCAAGCCAUAA